ACACUCACUACAUUCAUGACUUCGUAACGUCUGUGCGAAUUGAUGCCAUAUGAAAAUAAAUUUUCCCAUUUCUUAGUUCUUACUAGGCAAAUGUGCCGUAAGUACGAUGAUGAAUUAUUGCAAUACACUUGUUAAAUCGCAUUAUAAAUUACUAAAUGUUUGCAUGUAAUUACAUUCUAAUCGCCUCUAUAAAUAAGUUAGAUAUACUAGACUACUAGCUACCGUUCAGUUACGAUGCUUUGGAUAACUGCCAAUCGGAAUUCGCAAUCUCGUUUUCCCGCAUUUAUUCAAAUAUUCCCGCCAAUCAAAAUUCUAAUACUCUAGUGACAUGCGUUAAAUCAGGACACUUGAUUACUUUUGAAUCUUAAUUUAAACACCUCAAAUGCACUUAAAUUCAUCCGUAAAUUAAUCAGCAAAAAAGAUGAAAUUGCAAUAAAUGUGCGUGUAAAAACUUGGCAGUGAUUUCUGUAACAAAUCUAAAAUUGGAAUUUCAGAUAUUUAUAUAAUACCUACUUACUUGUAAUAAACACACGUGAUACCUUAAAAUAUGUUAAACUUAAUUACUGAAGAUGAAUUUCAGUGUUUCGGAAACUUUACACCAUAUCCUAUACGUAAUGAACCGGAAGAAUCUACCUCUAACAGCAUGACUGGUAUAUUCAUUAGCUCAUUUAUUACAUUUAUAGCGUAUAAUGUAAUUGUUACUCUGACGAAUACAAAAAACGUAAGGAAGAACAUAGAAAAGCAUAGAAAAAAAAUAGUAAAAAGACUAUCAAAGCCGUCUGCCUCGUGCACACCUAAUAUACGACGGUUUCAACCUAUAGAAAGUCCAUCGACAUUUAGUAUUAAGAAGCUACAGGAAAUUGCAGAGAAAGAUCAAGACGCUGACAUCGAAAGUGCUUUAGACUACUGUCCAGGUGGUUAUAUGCCAGUUACAAUUGGACAAACAAUCGGUCCAGAUAAUCGAUAUCAAAUUGUACGCAAAUUGGGCUGGGGACAUUUUUCCACCGUUUGGUUAUGUGAAGACAUAUCCGAAGGACAAACGUACUACGCAAUAAAAAUAGUAAAAUCGGCAAAUAGUUUUAAAACUGUGGCUUUAGAUGAAAUAAAGUUAUUGAGGUGCGUCAAAGACCAAGAACCAACUGCUGCUGGUUACGACAAAAUAGUAUUAUAUCAUGACUAUUUCAUUGCAUCCAGUUUAUAUGGAGAACAUCUCUGCCUUACAUUUGAACUUAUGGGGCCAUCGUUGUUACAUUUAAUUGUUCAAAGUAAUUAUCAAGGACUCGAGAAAGAAGGAGUUAAGAAUAUCAUAAAACAAAUUCUUCUUGCGUUAACGUAUCUUCAUGAAAACUGUAAAAUUAUACAUACCGAUAUUAAACCUGAGAACAUAUUGAUCUCCGUUAAGGAACCUUAUAUACGUAACAUGGUUGCACACGUAAAUCGCUUUAAUGAGCUCGGUGUUCAAAUGCCUAAAUCCUACGUAAACGCCGCUGGAUGGAAUGAACCCGAGUUUUUCGAGCAAAGCUGCGAUGAAGCGAGUACGUCGAAUGUAAUUUAUUCACAACGCGUAGAUCCUCGAAGGACAUCGUGUCCUAACAAGGUAUUUGUAAAUGAUUUUUCGAAACCGAUAAAGGUCAAACAAGACCAACGGCCUGUUUCGCCCUUAUUUGUGGAUCCCGGAAUACAAGUCAAAAUUGCGGAUUUAGGAAAUUCGUGUUGGGAGGAUCAUCAUUUUGCAGAAGUUAUCCAAACGUUACAGUAUCGAGCUUUAGAAGUAAUUAUUGAAAGUGACUAUAGUUUUGCCGCAGAUAUUUGGUCAGUUGCUUGUUUAGCCUUUGAAUUGUCAACUGGGGAUUUCUUAUUUAACCCCCAGGCAAGUGAACACUUAUCUUGCGCGGAAGAUCAUUUAGGAUUAAUUUGGGAAUUACUUAAUGGAAUUCCGCCAUACAUUGCGCAUAGUGGACGGAGGUCUAGUGAAUAUUUUACGUCAGCCGGUACACUUAAGCGAAUUUCUCCAGAGAAUAUGAAAAUAUGGAAAGUGGAAGAUGUACUUGUCGACAAAUAUCAAUGGAAAAGGGUAGAUGCCAUAUUGUUAGCAGAUUUUAUUGAAUCUCUAAUUGAGCCGGAUCAAGAUCUUAGGGCAACCGCCUCAUCAGCACUCAAUAAGAAGUGGCUGAACUCUAUAGACAGCCACUGAAUGCAGUGCAUCACUUUCUUA
Messenger RNA from Photinus pyralis (common eastern firefly), 2215 nucleotides. Its product is annotated as SRSF protein kinase 2-like. Gene Ontology annotation, biological process: protein phosphorylation; spliceosomal complex assembly; regulation of mRNA processing. Gene Ontology annotation, molecular function: protein kinase activity; ATP binding. The transcript is spliced from 7 exons. The record is from RefSeq and is a predicted model, not a curated record. The coding region runs from base 548 to 2194 and encodes 548 amino acids. Lineage: Eukaryota; Metazoa; Arthropoda; Insecta; Coleoptera; Lampyridae.